AUGCCGGAUUGCAGAGCCCCGGCCGCGGUGCCGGCAGUCCGCUGCGCCGGGCGGGAUAAUCACGUUACCGGGGGCCUAAUGAGUCCCUCGGAGGACUACAUGUUUGCUCACGCGUCGCGGCGCCGGGGUCUGCGGCGUGUGGGCGAGCGUCACGUCGAGACGGCCGUCUGUGCAGGGGCCGGGCCGUCUGUGCAGGAGCCGUCUGUGCAGGAGCCGUCUGUGCAGGGGCCGUCUGUGCAGGGGCCGUCUGUGCAGGAGCCGUCUGUGCAGGGGCCAUCUGUGCAGGAGCCAUCUGUGCAGGGGCCGUCUGGGCCGUCUGUGCAGGAGCCGUCUGUGCAGGGGCCAUCUGUGCAGGAGCCAUCUGUGCAGGGGCCGUCUGUGCAGGGGCCGUCUGUGCAGGAGCCGUCUGUGCAGGGGCCAUCUGUGCAGGAGCCAUCUGUGCAGGGGCCGUCUGUGCAGGGGCCGUCUGUGCAGGGGCCAUCUGUGCAGGAGCCGUCUGUGCAGGGGCCGUCUGAGCCGUCUGUGCAGGGGCCAUCUGUGCAGGAGCCAUCUGUGCAGGGGCCGUCUGUGCAGGGGCCGUCUGUGCAGGGGCCAUCUGUGCAGGAGCCAUCUGUGCAGGGGCCGUCUGUGCAGGGGCCGUCUGUGCAGGAGCCGUCUGUGCAGGGGCCAUCUGUGCAGGAGCCGUCUGUGCAGGGGCCGUCUGGGCCGUCUGUGCAGGAGCCGUCUGUGCAGGGGCCAUCUGUGCAGGAGCCAUCUGUGCAGGGGCCGUCUGUGCAGGGGCCGUCUGUGCAGGAGCCGUCUGUGCAGGGGCCAUCUGUGCAGGAGCCGUCUGUGCAGAGGCCGUCUGUGCAGGGGCCGUCUGGGCCGUCUGUGCAGGGGCCAUCUGUGCAGGAGCCAUCUGUGCAGGGGCCGUCAGUGCAGGGGCCGUCUGUGCAGGAGCCGUCUGUGCAGGGGCCAUCUGUGCAGGAGCCGUCUGUGCAGGGGCCGUCUGUGCAGAGGCCGUCUGUGCAGGAGCCGUCUGUGCAGGGGCCGUCUGUGCAGGGGCCGUCUGUGCAGGAGCCAUAUGUGCAGGAGCCGUCUGUGCAGGGGCCGUCUGGGCCGUCUGUGCAGGAGCCGUCUGUGCAGGGGCCAUCUGUGCAGGAGCCGUCUGUGCAGGGGCCAUAUGUGCAGGGGCCAUCUGUGCAGGAGCCGUCUGUGCAGGGGCCCAUCCGGAGCAGGAAGCCUUUCAUCUCGCCGCUGGACCGCGCGGGCAGGGAGCGGGGGAUCACGGGCUGGCCGCGCGGGGAAAUCCGUCGCAGCGGGAGACAUAAACCACGCCGCAGCUAUUCACGCAGCACCGGGCCAAAAGCCGUAUUCCGUCGCAUGUCCGGUUAUCCUGAAUACGCUCGGCGGGACCACGUGGGCCCAGCGCGGCAGAGGGACCAGGCCAGAGCCAGGGACCUCGGCGGGACCACGUGGGCCCAGCGUGGCAGAGGGACCAGGCCAGAGCCCGGGACCUCGGCGGGACCACGUGGGCCCAGCGCGGCAGAGGGACCAGGCCAGAGCCAGGGACCUCGGCGGGACCACGUGGGCCCAGCGCGGCAGAGGGACCAGGCCAGAGCCAGGGACCUCGGCGGGACCACGUGGGCCCAGCGCGGCAGAGGGACCAGGCCAGAGCCCGGGACCUCGGCGGGACCACGUGGGCCCAGCGCGGCAGAGGGACCAGGCCAGAGCCAGGGACCUCGGCGGGACCACGUGGGCCCAGCGCGGCAGAGGGACCAGGCCAGAGCCAGGGACCUCGGCGGGACCACGUGGGCCCAGCGUGGCAGAGGGACCAGGCCAGAGCCCGGGACCUCGGCGGGACCACGUGGGCCCAGCGCGGCAGAGGGACCAGGCCAGAGCCAGGGACCUCGGCGGGACCACGUGGGCCCAGCGCGGCAGAGGGACCAGGCCAGAGCCAGGGACCUCGGCGGGACCACGUGGGCCCAGCGCGGCAGAGGGACCAGGCCAGAGCCAGGGACCUCGGCGGGACCACGUGGGCCCAGCGCGGCAGAGGGACCAGGCCAGAGCCCGGGACCUCGGCGGGACCACGUGGGCCCAGCGCGGCAGAGGGACCAGGCCAGAGCCCGGGACCUCGGCGGGACCACGUGGGCCCAGCGCGGCAGAGGGACCAGGCCAGAGCCCGGGACCUCGGCGGGACCACGUGGGCCCAGCGCGGCAGAGGGACCAGGCCAGAGCCCGGGACCUCGGCGGGACCACGUGGGCCCAGCGCGGCAGAGGGACCAGGCCAGAGCCCGGGACCUCGGCGGGACCACGUGGGCCCAGCGUGGCAGAGGGACCAGGCCAGAGCCCGGGACCUCGGCGGGACCACGUGGGCCCAGCGCGGCAGAGGGACCAGGCCAGAGCCAGGGACCUCGGCGGGACCACGUGGGCCCAGCGCGGCAGAGGGACCAGGCCAGAGCCCGGGACCUCGGCGGGACCACGUGGGCCCAGCGCGGCAGAGGGACCAGGCCAGAGCCCGGGACCUCGGCGGGACCACGUGGGCCCAGCGCGGCAGAGGGACCAGCCCAGAGCCAGGGACCUCGGCGGGACCACGUGGGCCCAGCGCGGCAGAGGGACCAGGCCAGAGCCCGGGACCUCGGCGGGACCACGUGGGCCCAGCGCGGCAGAGGGACCAGGCCAGAGCCCGGGACCUCGGCGGGACCACGUGGGCCCAGCGUGGCAGAGGGACCAGGCCAGAGCCAGGGACCUCGGCGGGACCACGUGGGCCCAGCGCGGCAGAGGGACCAGGCCAGAGCCCGGGACCUCGGCGGGACCACGUGGGCCCAGCGCGGCAGAGGGACCAGGCCAGAGCCCGGGACCUCGGCGGGACCACGUGGGCCCAGCGCGGCAGAGGGACCAGGCCAGAGCCCGGGACCUCGGCGGGACCACGUGGGCCCAGCGCGGCAGAGGGACCAGGCCAGAGCCAGGGACCUCGGCGGGACCACGUGGGCCCAGCGCGGCAGAGGGACCAGGCCAGAGCCCGGGACCUCGGCGGGACCACGUGGGCCCAGCGUGGCAGAGGGACCAGGCCAGAGCCCGGGACCUCGGCGGGACCACGUGGGCCCAGCGCGGCAGAGGGACCAGGCCAGAGCCAGGGACCUCGGCGGGACCACGUGGGCCCAGCGCGGCAGAGGGACCAGGCCAGAGCCCGGGACCUCGGCGGGACCACGUGGGCCCAGCGUGGCAGAGGGACCAGGCCAGAGCCAGGGACCUCGGCGGGACCACGUGGGCCCAGCGCGGCAGAGGGACCAGGCCAGAGCCAGGGACCUCGGCGGGACCACGUGGGCCCAGCGCGGCAGAGGGACCAGGCCAGAGCCCGGGACCUCGGCGGGACCACGUGGGCCCAGCGUGGCAGAGGGACCAGGCCAGAGCCCGGGACCUCGGCGGGACCACGUGGGCCCAGCGCGGCAGAGGGACCAGGCCAGAGCCAGGGACCUCGGCGGGACCACGUGGGCCCAGCGCGGCAGAGGGACCAGGCCAGAGCCCGGGACCUCGGCGGGACCACGUGGGCCCAGCGCGGCAGAGGGACCAGGCCAGAGCCAGGGACCUCGGCGGGACCACGUGGGCCCAGCGCGGCAGAGGGACCAGGCCAGAGCCCGGGACCUCGGCGGGACCACGUGGGCCCAGCGCGGCAGAGGGACCAGGCCAGAGCCAGGGACCUCGGCGGGACCACGUGGGCCCAGCGCGGCAGAGGGACCAGGCCAGAGCCCGGGACCUCGGCGGGACCACGUGGGCCCAGCGCGGCUGAGGGACCAGGCCAGAGCCCGGGACCUCGGCGGGACCACGUGGGCCCAGCGCGGCAGAGGGACCAGGCCAGAGCCCGGGACCUCGGCGGGACCACGUGGGCCCAGCGCGGCAGAGGGACCAGGCCAGAGCCCGGGACCUCGGCGGGACCACGUGUGGUUCGCGGAACGGGGGCUGGUACUUCACUUCCAAACAACCUGUCUCACCGUCACCUUCUCGCUUCCAGCACUUUUGCGGUGA
This is a messenger RNA of Bacillus rossius redtenbacheri, 4005 nucleotides long. RefSeq names its product collagen alpha-1(I) chain-like. The coding region runs from base 1 to 4005 and encodes 1334 amino acids. The record is from RefSeq and is a predicted model, not a curated record. NCBI's taxonomy places the organism in Eukaryota, Metazoa, Arthropoda, Insecta, Phasmatodea, Bacillidae. The transcript has 10 exons.